Messenger RNA from Hydra vulgaris (swiftwater hydra), 568 nucleotides. The record is from RefSeq and is a predicted model, not a curated record. NCBI's taxonomy places the organism in Eukaryota, Metazoa, Cnidaria, Hydrozoa, Anthoathecata, Hydridae.
AAAUUUGCUUCAAAUAAAAAAUAUUGAAUACUUUUCAGAUGGGUGUGCAGGUCAAUAUAAGAAUUGCAAAAAUAUGUUAAAUCUUUGUUUCCAUUGUGAAGAUUUUGGUUUUACUGCUAAAUGGAACUUUUUUGCAACUAGUCACGGUAAGCAACCUUGUGAUGGGAUAGGUGGUACAGUCAAACGUCUGGCAACACUAGCAAGUUUGCAAAGAGAUAUGGAUAAUCAUAUUUUAUCUCCACAAACAAUGUAUAAAUAUUGCAAUGAAAACAUUAAAGGCAUAAAUUUCAUAUAUAUUUCAUCAGAAGAUUUAACUUUGGUGAGAACCGCUCUUAAAGAACGAUUGGAUACUGCUAAAACAAUACCUAGAACACGUAGUUACCAUCAGUUUGUACCACUUGGCCAUCAAAAGGUAGGCACUAAGCUAUGCAGUGUUGAUGAAGAAUUUGCUUUAAUUCAUGACUUUGGAAAUAUCCAGAUAACAAUUGCAAACCUAGUACCAGGUCAUUAUGCCCGUGUUUCCUACGAGCAAAAGUGGUGGAUAGGAAAAAGCAAGCUUCGCUGUUAA